This is a messenger RNA of Rhinichthys klamathensis goyatoka, 1552 nucleotides long. It is a transcript of the gene fgf18b, whose product is annotated as fibroblast growth factor 18b. The record is from RefSeq and is a predicted model, not a curated record. Gene Ontology annotation, molecular function: type 2 fibroblast growth factor receptor binding; growth factor activity; type 1 fibroblast growth factor receptor binding. The transcript has 5 exons. Gene Ontology annotation, biological process: animal organ morphogenesis; fibroblast growth factor receptor signaling pathway; positive regulation of gene expression. The coding region runs from base 561 to 1202 and encodes 213 amino acids. Gene Ontology annotation, cellular component: cytoplasm. Lineage: Eukaryota; Metazoa; Chordata; Actinopteri; Cypriniformes; Leuciscidae.
CUUCUCUUGCAUCGCCCCACCUUGGUGAUGAUAAGUGAGCUAGAAACAUCGUCCCAUCACCAUCCCUGCCCCUGCGCGCCGCGCACCCCGCCCAUCUCCGUUCCACUUCAGCUGCGCUUCCUUCUCAUUCAGCAAACGCACUGUCCUGUGGCGAGAGAGGGGUCCUUUCCACCCCACAGCCAAACAAAAGAAGCCUGGAAAAGGAGAAAAUCUAGCAAAGACUUCUUAAAGGGCAGGAGGACCCCUGAAUUCUGCGUUUUUGUGUGAAGACAGCAGCGUUCUUAAGGAUAUUGCAAGAAGGAACACUGGGAAGCUUUUUAAUAUCAAUCUAUUGUCAGUGUGUCAUGUGGAGUGUGGGGUCACACAGGAGGAUGACCUGUUUUUCACCUGUCGUUCUCCAGUGUCCAUCUGAACAGGUUUGCUCGCGAGAAGACUCUCUCUGAACAAUCCUCCAACGCGCGCUCAGAUGCUCACCUGGGUCUGUGUCCGGUUUUGGCUCCAGUUUUUAAAACCAUCGCCUCAAAGAUCUCACUGUCCGGGGUGAUUGAAGCGCUGGAGCGAUGCAGUCCAUCCUGUCCGCUGCUGUCCUGCUAUGCUUCCAGGUCGUGUUACUGUUCUACAGCCCAUUACAGGUGUUAGCAGUUGAAAAUGUUAACUUUGGAGUUCACGUAGAGAAUCAGACAGGGGUGCGGGAUGGCCUGAGCCGGAAGCACCAUCGGGUUUACCAACUAUACAGCCGGACCAGCGGGAAACACAUCCAGGUGCUCGGCAAGAAAAUCACUGCCAUGGGAGAGGAUGGGGACAAAUAUGCCCAGCUCGUGGUGGAGGCCGACACCUUUGGGAGUCAAGUGAGAAUACGAGGGAGAGAGACCAACUACUACUUGUGCAUGAACCGUAAGGGGAAGCUUGUGGGGAAGGCAAACAGCAGCGUAAACGGAGGCUGCGCUUUCAUCGAGAUAAUGCUUGAGAAUAACUACACUGCUUGGAUGUCGGCGCGCUACGUGGGCUGGUACGUGGGCUUCACCAAAAAGGGCCGACCGCGCAGGGGCCCGAACACGUUACCCAACCAGCGAGACGUGCAUUUCAUGAAACGCUUCCCUCCAGGAGAGCAGCCCGACCUGCAGCCCUGCAGCUUUACAACAGUCAGCAAGAGAAGCAAAAGAGUCCAGCAGACCUCCACCACUCCUCCACCACUCCCAUAACACAACAAACACUUGUGCGCAAAGAUCCCUUCUUACAGAGGAUCUAGAGACGCUCUUCUUUGAAACGCAAGUAGGUUAGACUUUAGGACCGACCUCUUCGCAGUCACAGUCAAAGGACGGGGUUGCUUAAACACUGUGUAAUCAUGCAAACAUAACCAAAGACUCCUGGGCAAGUGUCCAGUCACUAAACCCUGUCAAUAAGGGGACCAAGCACGAAUUCCAAAGAAUUCCCCUCUAAUGUCCAGUGCCACAGAUUUGUCCCACCAUGAAAGAGCAAAGCACUCUAUGGCUGGAACACUGACAAGUGCACGUCAUGAUGCGCAUCAGCUGAGACUUACCCGACUUGGAUG